AUGCGAACCGUCAUCCUCUCUCUUCUCGCCGCCCUCGCUGCCUUCACCGACCUCGGCCACGCAGCAUGUCCCGUCGGCGGCGACACCUCUAUCCUCGCCAACACCGGCACUCCCAUAGGCACAACCAAGGUUCUCGAUGACACUGGCAUAACACUUUACAUCACAGGCCCACCCCUCCACUUCCCUGCCAACGUCCACCCAGACACCGCAAUCCUCCAUCUCUCUGACAUCUUUGGCCUCGACUCCCCUGCAAACCUUCUCCUCGCCGACUCCUUCGCCCGCGCAGGCUACCUCACCGUUGUACCGGAUCUCUUCUCUGGCUCCCCCGCCCCCAGCGAUUUGAACACGCCCGGCUUCAACCUCACUGAAUUCCUCUCUGAACACUCACCGAGCGCUACGGACCCCAUCAUCGCUUCUACCAUCUCCUUCAUCCGCUCCUCCUUGAACGUCACUCGCAUCGGAGCAGCGGGCUAUUGUUUCGGGGGCCGCUCUGCCUUCCGCUUCCUCGAUGACACCCUUUCUCCCGAAGAAAGGGUAGAUGUAGCGUUCGUUGCCACCCCGAGUCUGCUAGAGGACGAUGAGGUACUGGGUAUCGAUGGGCGAGUGAGCGUGGCGUUUGCAGACAAUGAUGCGCUGGUGAGUGCGGAUAGAAGGGCGGAGAUCGAGGCGCUGUUGCUGGAGACUGAGCAGGAGUACAUGGUUAGUCUGUACUCGGGUACUGUCCAUGGAUUUGCGAGCAGUGCGGAUGUGAGUGACAGGGAACUGAGGUUUGCGAAGGAGAGUGCGUUUCUGCAGGCGGUUAGAUGGUUUGAGGAGUUCCUUGGAAGGGGGUUCAGCGGGUGCUGGUGA
This is a messenger RNA of Neurospora tetrasperma FGSC 2508, 849 nucleotides long. RefSeq lists its product as uncharacterized. Gene Ontology annotation, molecular function: hydrolase activity. The transcript has 2 exons. NCBI's taxonomy places the organism in Eukaryota, Fungi, Ascomycota, Sordariomycetes, Sordariales, Sordariaceae. The record is from RefSeq and is a predicted model, not a curated record. The coding region runs from base 1 to 849 and encodes 282 amino acids.